Messenger RNA from Oncorhynchus tshawytscha (Chinook salmon), 2537 nucleotides. RefSeq names its product transglutaminase 2, C polypeptide A (gene tgm2a). The record is from RefSeq and is a predicted model, not a curated record. The coding region runs from base 314 to 2359 and encodes 681 amino acids. Gene Ontology annotation, biological process: peptide cross-linking. The transcript has 13 exons. NCBI's taxonomy places the organism in Eukaryota, Metazoa, Chordata, Actinopteri, Salmoniformes, Salmonidae. Gene Ontology annotation, molecular function: protein-glutamine gamma-glutamyltransferase activity.
UGUAAAGUAUUUAUAGAACUCCAUGCAAGUGUCAGGUCUGUGUGAGUCAUUGUUACGUAUAGCAAGCUAUACCAUAGACUGAAUUUACAAACCUACAGUUCACAAUUCCAUCUUUAUGUAAUGCAAGCCACAUUUAAUAAUUUUGGGGAAGGAACAACGUGACUAAAACAGCUUCAAGGGGGAUGUGGCCUGACAGACAACUCUGGUCAUAUUACACAUGCUACAAAUAUCCCUGGGCUGACAUUACAGCCAGGACAUCAUAAAGCAUGCGUUCUAACGGCCCAACCAGGAACACCCAGCAUUAUCUAAAGUAAUGGAUCAAGCCUUGGAUAUAGAACGAUGUGAUUUGGAGAGUAGGAUCAACAAUACUACUCACCACACUGACCAGAAUGGGAUUGACCGGCUGAUAGUUAGAAGGGGCCUGCCCUUCACCAUCACUUUGCACCUCAGAUCUGGGAGUCAGUUCGAAGCAGGCGUCAGCACCUUCAGGCUCAUAGUAGAGAUAGGGCCGUUACCUAAAGAGCAAUCAGGCACCAAGUCUACCUUCAGUCUGACUGACUCUGCAUUAAAGACAGCCUGGAGUGUGUCCACUAAUAGUCCCCCUGGGAAUGUAGUCUCUCUGUCUGUGUCCUCCCCUCCUGAUGUCCCCAUUGGACUGUACUCCUUGACCUUGGACCAGGGCCAGAAGGUCAAACUGGGGGAGUUUGUACUGCUGUUCAAUCCCUGGUGUGCCAAGGAUGCAGUAUACAUGGAGGAAGAGAGAGAUAGGCAGGAGUAUGUGUUAUCCCAGGCUGGUCUCAUCUACAAAGGCACAACAAAACGAAUCAAAGCCUCCCCAUGGACAUUUGGCCAGUUUGAGCCUGGGAUGCUGGACAUCUGUCUGAAACUCCUGGAUGAGAAUCCUAAAUACUCGUCAGAUGCCGAUGCAGACUGUUCUGGAAGGAGAAACCCAGUUUAUGUGACUAGGGUGAUCAGUGCCAUGAUCAACAGUAAUGAUGACAAAGGUGUGCUAGUGGGGAACUGGUCAGGUGACUAUGAUGAUGGCGUAAGACCCUCUCACUGGACAGACAGUGUUGCCAUACUACAUCAGUGGGCUGAUAACUGCUGCCAGAGGGUUCGCUAUGGCCAGUGUUGGGUGUUUGCUGCAGUAGCAUGCACAGUUUCUCGUGCUCUGGGUAUCCCGUGUCGAGUGGUUACUAACUUUGGAUCCGCUCAUGACACGAACAGCAACCUACUGAUUGAGUUCCUGUAUGAUGAGGAUGGGAAUGAUAUAUCUGAUGAUUCCGUAUGGAACUUCCACGUGUGGGUGGAUAAUUGGAUGGCUCGUCCUGAUCUUGAUGCAGGCUAUGAUGGCUGGCAAGCAAGUGACCCCACACCACAAGAAAAGAGUGAAGGAGUGUUCUGCUGUGGCCCUGUCCCUCUGAAAGCCAUUAAAGAGGGGGAACUAAAUCUGAAGUACGACGCCCCUUUUGUGUUUGCUGAGGUCAACGCUGACGUGGUCGAGUAUGUGAAGCUGACCAAUGGUAGGAUGGUAAAGAUGGGGGGAUCGUCCAUAGAUGUGGGGCACUUUAUUAGCACCAAGGCUGUGGGCAGUGACGAGAGGCACGACAUCACACACCUAUACAAGCACCCUGAAGGUUCUUUGCAGGAGAGAGAGGUCUUUGAGAGAGCCAAGCAUCACCAUGAGCUCCAGCAGAAAGGAGAGGAACCAGGCCUGAAGGUGAAGAUCAAGGUGUCCCCUGACAUGGACAUUGGGGCAGAUUUUGAUGUGUUUGCAGUCGUCACAAACAACACAGAGGCUGACAAGACGUGUCGUGUUAUGUUUUAUGCCCGAAUUGUGUCCUAUGAUGGCAAACCAGGUGCCAAUUGUGGAUUUAUUGAAGACUUAACCAUGGAGGUUCCCACUGGAAAAGAGAAGCGCCUUCCCCUAAGACUGGAGUAUGUUGACUAUGGUGACACCAUAACGUCAGAUAGGCUGAUUCAAUUGGUUCUCAUUGUCAUCGAAUCAAGUCCCAGGGAAUUCCACAAGGCAAAGAGGACCAUUGUGCUGGAGAACCCAGAUAUAGCCAUUAAGCUCCUGGGAGAACCCAGAGUGAACCAGAAGCUGUCUGCACAAAUCUCACUACAGAACCCUCUACCAGAACCCCUGCAGAACUGCUUCUUCAGUGUGAUUGGAGCCAGCCUCACAGAUGGAAAACUCCUCAUACAGAAUGUUGGAACUGUGGGUCCAAAACAAGAGGCCAAGUACACAGUGGAAUUCACACCUACUAGCACCGGGUCCAGGACCCUAACGGUAGAUUUUGACAGUGACAAGCUGAGCAACAUCAAGGGAUACUUGAACAUUGAGAUAAAGGAAUGAAUCAUUUAAUGGCAAACGACACUAAUGCCAUUAUUAUUAUUAUUUUUUUAAGAAAAGAUUUGCCACAUUUCAAUUGCACUGCCUUGCAGUAUUUGAUGACAUCUGUACAUUUGCAUGCUGUAGCACUUAGAUGAGCAUUUCUAAUUAUUCAAGAAAUACAAAUAUUUGAUUUGUUUCA